CCCUCACUAUAUCCCCAUUUUCUCUUGUUCGUGACGGCCGAUUGCUCAUGUUCCCUCUCUCCACUUUCUCUCCUUCGCAUCCCGCAAGCAUUCAUUUUGCUCAAAAUUUACGUCGAUUCCCCACGAAAUCUUCUCCAUCCAGGCUGUUUGUACAUCGAUAAUUCAUUUGGCAAUCAUUAUCCUGCAAUUGGUCAAUUGGAGGUUAGUUUAGCUGACAAUUUGGUAAGGGAAUAGCAUGCAGAAUCCUAAAAUGCCCGUUGUGAUCUUCGAUUUGCUGAUAUUGGGGGAAAUCGGCUUGAUAUCACACACCGAUAGAAGUUCUUUCUCCUUUUUCCUUUCGUAUUCAAUUGCACCUUCUUCCUUCUCAAAUAUAUUAAUAUUAACCCCGUCGAUUGAUUUUAGGGUCACUGGUCAGUCUCAGUUCUUCCGUUCAUCAUGGCCUUCACUCUUCUCAUAGCACAGUCGAAGUAAUCACUAUUGAAACUUCAUUUCUUUUAGUUUAUUGCUGGUCUUUAUCAAUCAAUGAAUGCUAAUAUUAUUUUGUUAGUUUUUUACUUUGUUGGAGUUCGUCAGGUUCGCAACGGGCAUUAGCUCACCAUCUGCAAUCUGGUCAACAUAUCCUCCCUCUCCAGAUUACAGGUUAGGUGUAGACUUACUUCAAAUCAACUACAUAUUGUAAUUUGUAUGUGUUUGGACUUAGGGUCAUGGAAUAGGGACUGUGUAGCUUGCAUGUGUCGAUUGCAUGUGUGCAAAUAGAUGGAUGGUCUGAGUCGUGAUGGUUGAUUGAUUGUGGUUUUGUUUAUGUAGAUGGAUGGUGCAAUCGCAUAUGAUGCUUUCAAUGUGAAUGAUCCUCCCAAGGCUAGUAAACAAAACAGUGGGAAUAACAUUACUAAUGGUAAUGGUACUGAUAAUAAUGUCUUGGCAAAUAGAAAUGAAAAUGUUGAAGUCGUUCUUGAGGAAGAUCGUAAAUUGAAUUCUGAUGUCUGGCCACAUUUUGGAAGGGUGAAGUUUAACGGGGGAAUUAAAGCUAAGUGUAAGUACUAUCGUAAAUGACUUUGUGGUGAUACUAGUAAUGGAACCUCCCGCCUAAGGAACCAUUAUAAAAAUAGUACCCAAAGAAAAAUACAUGAUGAUACACAGAAAGUUCUUGAUCCUGGUUAUACACCCACUGGAAAACCCCUACUAUCUGCUACUCAUUUCAAUUCUUAUGUGUCUAGGAAAGAGAUGCGUUCUAUUAUUAUGGUAGCAUUGGUAAACACUUGGGAUUCAAACGUUUAUGUUGUUUUUUGCAACCUCAGUUCACUGUGCCUUGUAGAAAUACAAUUAAGGACAUAAUGAGAUUAUAUGUGGUUGAAAUGGCAAAGUUUUGGAAGGUUCUAGAUGGUAAUAUUAGUAGAGUUAUAGUUACCACUGAUAUGUGGACUUCAACCAACUAAAAGAGGAGUUAUAUGGCAAUGACUGACCAUUUUAUUGACAAUUCUUGGAAGCUUAAAAGCAUCAUGUUGAGCUUUGGUUAUGUCCCUACCCAUUAUAUCAGUGAGAGGUUGAGAGAUAGGUUGUUCAAGUGUCUUAUUGAUUUGAAUAUUGAUAGCAAGUUGUCCUCAAUUACCUUGGAUAACUGUACCACCAACGACGUCAUGAUUACCCAUAUAAAAACCAAACUUGUUAUGGAUUAUUUGUUGUUGAAUUGUAUGCUGGUUCAAAUGAGAUGUUAUUUGUCCACUCAAUUAGGGAGACAAAUGAGUCAAGUUGAGUAGGAAUGAGAAAAAUAUUCUUGAUCGUUUAUAUCCGUCUGAAUCUAACUUAAUCAGGCAGGGUAAAAUGAAUGUAACUUAUUCAUGUAGGGUAAAAUCUGAAUUCGGAAGGUUUUUAGUGGGUACGAGUAAAACUCGAACCUGACUAUUGCAGGUAAUGGGUGGACAUGGUUUUCUUGCUAUCCAACCCGAACCCGCUCGAUUAUACACAUGCAUAUGUAUUUUGUCUAGGAAAGAUCAUUAUUUUUUGAAUAUUUUUAUGAAAUUGUGUUGUUUUUAAUUAAUUCUUCAUUCUAGUGAUUUGUGUUUGGGCUCGAUCGAGAGUCGAGCCUAGUUUAGACGUAGCUUGGGCUCGACCGUUAUUAAACGAGUCAAGUUAAAGCUCCAUAUACAACAGGACACUAGAGUGUGUAUCAUUGUCAUAUCAUGAUCUGACAUUGAUAUGAUAUUAUCAAUUUAUUUUGUCAAACAUAAUAACUCAUACCAACACCAUAUCACUUUCAUACCGACAUUACACCAUUAAGAUAUCAACAUCAUACCACUAUGAUGGAAAAAAUCCCAAAAUACGCAUGUUUAAAAAAAAUUCUCAAAAUACACACGUUAUGAAAAAAAAUUCCAAUCUAUGCAUGUUUGGGCAUUCACCGCGGUAGAGAAAGGCGGUGAUUGCAUCACCGCUGUAGAGAAAUACGUUGAAUGCUUCACCGCAUUACACAGCCGCGAUGAAGGCCUGACCUGCGUCAAAACUUUAAACGAACGUAACUUUGUGCUCGGUUAUCCAAUCGUAGCGAAUUUUUUUUUUUUUUGAAACACGUCCCGCUAAAAGUAAGAAAACCAUGCCCACCCAUUACCCACUAAAAGUUCUCGGGUUCGGAUUUUACCCUACCCGAUUAGGAAGGAUUUGGGCGGAUAUCCACGGUUACGGAUAUUUUUGUCAUCCCUAUUGUAGAACACAAAAAAAGUGUUAUUUUUUAUGAAAUUUUUUGAAAUCCAUUGUAAAAUGAAUAAGAUAAAGUCCGUUGAAAUUUCGUAAGAGAUUUGAAAAGCGUUAUAACAACCGCCUGAGAAACAGUGCCCCCAAAAUCCGAUCAGCCCUCUCCCCAAAACUCCUACUUUACCUAUUUACCCUUAUACUAAGAUUACUUUUAGAUAACUUCCCUCACAAUCUCAACCAUUCAUUAUAGUUUUAUACCCUGACCUAAAACUUAUAGAACAAGAGAAAUAAAUGUGUCAACUCUCGAGGGGCAAAAAAUUAGUAUUUAUCCUAUGGUAACAGAAGAGAUUUAAUCAUGGUUGUCAUGUCGCUAGCAUGCCGGCCAAUUCACGUUCAACUGGUGUCGGUUAUGAAACCGUCAUGAACACCCUAGAUAUGACCGGCAUGAUCGAUAUACGAACUAUAAGCAAAAUGACGUCGUUUUAGAGAAUUUAAUUAAUAAAAAUGGUUCUAUUAUUUAUUUAUGAAUUUAAAAGUUAAAGGUCGAUGUAAUUUGUUGGAUUCAACAUUUAGAUAUUAACGUUACAUAUUGAACAUAACUAUAAAUAAGAGUAUUUGUUAUUUUAUUUGGAAUGUCGUAUAUUAUUUAAAUAUGAAUAUGGAUUGUAAGUAAUUGUCUUCAAAUAUAUUUUGUAUAUGAUUAAAUUUAUUUGAUGUUAAUGAUUUUGCACAUUUUUAUAUAUUUUGUUAAAUCGACAUGAGCCGAUCGUACUACUGGUCGAACCAUUUCACCAGCUAAAACGGCGCAAUGAUAUAAACUAGGGCUGCAAAUGAGCCAAGCUACUCGCGAGCAACUCGAGGUUCGAAUCAGGAAAAACUCGUUCGAAACUCGAUUCGUUUACCGACGAGCCAAGCUUGAGCCUAACUAUGUUCAGCUCGUGAAGCUCGCGAGCUAGCUCGACUCGGUGGGUUGUUGAGCUCAACUCGUGAGUUGGGUCAUUUAGAGCUCAUGAGAUGUCUCAACAUUGUGGUUUGAGGGCCAACUUGAUCACUGACUUAUGGACUAAUCGAUCUAAUUUGGGACUUUCAUAAUUCAUAGGAUUGUUAAAUUAUAUAUCUCACAUCAUGUGAAGUUUAACAUGUAAGAAAAUAUGCAUUAUUUUUAAUUCUAUAAAGAAGUUAUGCACAAAAUUGUUUCGAUACUAUGAAAUAACAUGAUUUGAACUAGUUAAAAUUUAUUAACUAAACAAUAUGACACCUAAAAAUUAUAAUAUAAGAUUAAUUAAUGUUGAACAUUUGAUUAUUAUUUAUCACUACAUCAAUCACAUGUACCAUACACGACAUACAAAAUUAAUGUAUUAAAUACGAUCUAAGAAUUUAGUAAACAAGCCUAGCUCGAACUCGACUCGACUAGGCUCGUUAAUAAAUGGCUCGGGCUCGAGCUUAGCUCAUUUGUUAACGAGUCAAGCUCAAGCCGGGGUAAAACUCGGCUCAGCUCGGCUCAUUUGCAGCCCUAAUAUAAACUAGUUUGACAAUAUUGUUGUUCUUUUAUGAAUAAGAUUAUUUAUUCAUAAAAAAAAGAACGAGCUAAAUACUCAUCGUAACUGGCAAACCAAUCGAACACUGAGUGCACAAACUUUUUACAUCAACCUAUCUAUCUCCAGUACUUCUACCUACGUAUCUAUCAAAGCUACAAACCAACAAAAGAGUUUACAUAGAAGGUUCAUUGAUACAACUAAUCAACAAAAGUCACAGAUAUCAUAGGAGCCAAAUUAGUUCAGAAUUUGCUGCUGCAAAUUGUACAGAGUUGUCGAUAUGCAGCUGGAUAGCCUCCUGAAUUUUCUCUAGCUACUGUAAUUCUGUGAGGCGUGAGCUAUUGUCCUACAUAUAACCUUCUACACCUUUCUCUCUAUAGCUGGCUUACCAUUAGUCCACUAUUGUUCACAUAGUUCUCCUUGCCAAAUCAUACAUUGAGUUCCCAAAUGACAACCUUGAUGUCAACCCUUUUGUAUGUGAUGAUGAUUUCUUAAUCAAUCAAGGAUUUUAAUAAGGCAAAGGUACAACGUAUAAUGUCGGUUCCAUUUAAGCAAAAUAGUGAAGGCAGGAGACCAAAUAUUGUUUGCGAAGCUGACAUUCCCUCUUUUCUCAUUCUCAGCCUAGAGCCGGAGGAAGGAACGCAAGUAUUCAGGUCUCCACCACUGUAGUAGUUGUUUUGCUAUUAAUUAGUGAGCGCUUCCGUCAACCCUACGCUACUACUACUCGCAACCUGCGAUUUCCAGCAAAAAAAAACCUAUUUCCCACUCUUCCUUCGCCACCGAUGGGACAUUCAGGCCACCAACCCUCCACCCUCAUGACUGAUCUCCUCCGCCACUCUAGCGGCGUGGCCAUAAUCGACGGCGGCCUCGCCAUCGAGCUCGAGCGCCACGGUGCCGACCUCAACGAUCCGCUCUGGAGUGCCAAGUGUCUCCUCACUUCUCCUCAUCUCAUCCACACCGUGCACACUAACUAUCUCGAAACUGGUGCAGAUAUUAUUAUCACAACAUCAUAUCAGGCUACCAUUCAGGAAUUUGAGGCAAAGGGAUACUCUACUGAAGAAGUUGAAAGCGUGUCGAGAUCGCUUGUGAGGCAAGAGAAGCCUACAACAAAAGAUGCAAAGAAGCUCAACAUGACAUUGAUAGUAGUGGCAAUGUCUUGAAGCAGCGACCUAUAAUAGUUGCUGCUUCUGUUGGAAGCUAUGGAGCUUAUUUGGCUGACGGAUCAGAGUACAGGUGCAUUAGUCCCCUGCAUCUUUUUGUGGAAUUUGGCCUUUUAGUAGCAGAAUUUCCAUUUUACACAACUAUUACUCCUCACAUAUUAGGUUCACAAAAGGCAGGGUUCUCUAUACUUGACAUUAUAUCUUGGAACCUAUAUUAUGAUUGAUCAAAGUGCUCCUUUUUAGCUAGCUGUGUGUUUUCUAUCCUUGAAUGGCGGUCUACUUCUAUCUGGAUUAUAGAUGUCUAUUCACUAUGCAUAAAUUAUGGCUGGGUCUUCCCUAAAUCCAUACUCUGGUUCAAAUUUUCUCUCAUAUAUGUUAAUAUAAUAAUAUCCCUAUCAGAAGUUGACAGAUGUUGCACUUUGUUGUUUGUUGAGUACAAUGGAAUCUAUUGUGAAGCUGUUAGCUUGGAGAUCUUGAAGGAGUUCCAUCGCAGAAGGCUUAAAAUCUUGGCAGAAUCCGGUGCCGUUCUCAUAGCAUUCGAAACCAUUCCAAAUAAGGUGGAAGCUCAGGUAACUAACCACAACUCCCAGGACAGUUGCUAAUUGGUUGCAUGUUCAACAAUUCCUUAUUUUUGUCUCAAUGUUAUAUCGAAAGCAGUAGAGAUGUAAAGACAGGAAAACGACAUACAAGGGCAAUUUGAACACCUUGUAGUAGUAUAACAGAAUUGUUACAUCUGUUAAUUUUCUUGCUUAAAGUCUUUUGCUGCACAUGCAUGCAGGCCUAUGUUGAGCUUUUAGAGGAAGAAGACAUUGAAGUUCCUGCAUGGUUUGCUUUUAAUUCCAAGGACGGUAUCAAUGUUGUUAGUGUUGACUCUUUGAUUGAAUGUGCUACUAUUGCUGAUAGAUGCAAGAGAGUUGUAGUUGUUGGGAUAAACUGUACACCUCCUAUGUUUAUUCAUAGAUUAAUAUCAUCUAUUAAAAGGUAAUAUUAAUUUUGCUCAUGCUUAUGUGUGAAGCAAGAUCUGAGUGAAGUAUUUCUCUUCUUGAUUUGAACCAUAAAUUGGCAUAGUAGUUCUGACCUUGUAUGCAAACGAAGGUAUUAUGCAACAAUAAUAUCCUAUCUGAAAAAUUUAGUUUUUACUUGGCAAGAUUCAUCUCGUCUUUAUUUGCAAUUCGAAUUUACAGUCUGAUGCCCUGGCGAAUGUAUUUCGUGCUUCCAGGUGACAACCAAACCAAUCCUUACAUAUCCGAACAGGUGUGAUGCAGGGGCUUCCCUGGUUGGAGGUUGUUGCAGAACAACUCCUAAUACCAUCAGAGCCAUCUACUGGACCCUUUCCAAUAGAUCAACUGCUACACCGAUGUAGGGGACACUUACUUCAUUUUCAAAUGAGAGAGAAAUUGUUGUGAUAGUAUCAGGUCAGGAUUUUGCAGCACACUUACACUCUCACAAUAGUAGUAUCAGGGACUGGGUUUAGGAGUAUGAGGAGGUUUGUUAGGUCAAAUUUUCAGCCUCCACUAUACAAUAUGACGAAAAAAGCAGUGACUUAAGCUACAUCUUUUCCUUAAGUUCUGUAGUUCAUGGUCCCUUAACGAAGCGGAUGGUUCUUCAUGUAUUUAAUCUUGCACGUGUGACAUUAUUGAAUGGAUCAGUUUCUUCUGUUACAGACUUACAUCAGGCACUUCUUCUACCACCUUGAGCCCAGGAAACUUGGGCAACAUACCUAACUAUGCUCUAUUGGACAGGAUGAUGUCACAAGCAGAUAAAUGAAACUAUAUCGU
Messenger RNA from Linum trigynum, 7158 nucleotides. Lineage: Eukaryota; Viridiplantae; Streptophyta; Magnoliopsida; Malpighiales; Linaceae. The record is from the annotation of a GenBank genome assembly.